AUGGACGACAACGAUGAUGGGCUCAUGCUCAACUUUGCUGCGCCUGCAGCAGGAUCGGCGUCAGUCUCGUCCAAGCGUUCAAAGCAGACGGCCAAGGCUCGCUUUGCCCAAAAGCGGACCGCACACCAGUUGAGAAAGCAAGCACCUAAGCAGAACCGCUCCGUAGCUCCCAUUGAGAGCGUCCAAGGCGUAGUCACUCCUGCUUCAGCCCGGCUGUCUCCAGCACCUGCAUCGGCAAACGAGUCUCCAGCUGCCAAAAGGCAAAGGAUCGAAGCUACAUCUACAUCUUCAGCCGCGCUCAGUGCGCCCAGAUUCGAUCCUCGUUCUGAAACUGCCAAGUCAGCACCCAUCACUUCUAGAAGCAGUCAGACCACGUCGUCAGCUGCCUCUUCAAGCCGUAAGGCCAUAGCUCCCGUGACAAAGCUAGCUGGUUCCUCUUUCGCUAGUGCUGGCGCUUCCUCGUCGGCAUCAAAACAGACCAACGGCGGUAUUGUCAGCACACUCUUCCCCGCGCACGGUGUUCUGGAAGAUUCGAGUAUUGCUUUGACACCCUUCCAACGUAAAGCUUACCAUCCCACCAAUGCUCCAUCGGUAGGUUCUGAUUUCGCAUCUUGCGGCUUGGAUCCACUGCUUGUUUACCACCUAGCUUCCAAGAUGAACAUCGGAUCCAAUCCCACUGCGAUCCAGAAAGCAGCGCUACCUCACCUCCUCCACCCCGGUCUCGAUCGCGAUAUCCUGAUUCAAGCACAAACGGGUUCCGGUAAGACGCUCACAUACCUGCUUCCCAUCGUGCAGAGCCUGCUGCCGCUCUGCGAGGAGUCGUUUAUCGACAGAUCCGUCGGAACGCUCGCGAUUGUCCUCGCUCCCACACGUGAGCUAGCAAGACAGAUCUACGAGGUGCUCGAAAAGCUCGUUUCUCUUGCUCUUAGUCUCAAGGAGCAAAAUCAAGAGGUCGAGGGCACUGUGCGCAGGACGAGAUGGUUGGUUCCUGGUCUGCUUUCCGGUGGAUCCACAAAGAACCACGAGAAGCAACGACUGCGUAAAGGUUGCCCUAUCCUUGUCUCUACACCAGGAAGACUGCUGGACCAUCUGCAGAACACGUCCAGCUUUGAUGUGGGCAAGUGCCGUUGGCUCGUCCUGGAUGAAGCCGAUCGAUUAUUGGAGAUGGGUUUCGAAGAACAGCUUACAGGUAUCGUUCGAGCUCUCGAUGGCCGACGCAACUUGGCGUGUACUGCAGCACGACAGGCUAUGCCAGCGUACCAAGAGGGUACCGCUCCAGGUGAUGCCGACUGGAUCCCAGACGCAGACGUCAUGGACACACUCGGUAUGGCUUGGUGGGCUCACGCUAGGAGAGUCGUGCUGUGCUCCGCUACGCUUGAUGAACACGUUCAAGUUUUGGCUGGAAAAACGCUGGUGAAUCCCAAGAUUAUCCGCGGUGUCAAGUCGGACGCUGCCGAAACAAGCACGCAAGUUACUACGGAUGCAGACUCGACGUUGCAAAAGAGAGCCGUCAAAUUCGCAGCUCCGGCGCAACUGGCACAGAGUUUUGUCACGACUCCACCCAAGCUUCGAUUGGUGACGCUUCUCUCUCUGUUGCGAUCCUAUAUCUCACGUGCACGUCGUCAGUGGCAACAUGUCGAUCAUCAAGCCGGUGCUGGUCGUGUGAUCGUGUUCAUGAGUUGCACCGAUUCGGUGGAUUUCCACUACGCUGCUUUCGGCGGUGCUCGAAUGAAUGCAUCCGAAAACGAUGCUUCCGCCGAUGUUCAAGUACAAGAUGCGCAGCUUGCGACGCAUGUCACAUCGGAACUGAUCCCUGAUGUGCCCAUCUACCGAUUGCAUGGAUCGAUGACGCAACAAGAACGAAUCAGCAGCCUGAAGGGGUUCUCUGGGAUCCGCACCAAACAUUCGGCCGAACGCCAAGGAUUUCAGGGAAGCAUUCUGCUUUGUACGAGCGUUGCCAGUCGUGGACUCGAUCUGCCCGAGGUUGGAUGUGUGAUUCAACUGGACCCGCCUACGGAAGGAGGUAUCGAAGAGUAUUUGCAUCGCGUUGGUCGUACGGCGCGUGUUGGUCGAGCGGGUGAGAGUUGGUUGCUCGUGCUACCUCAGGAGUUGGGUUGGGUGGAGCACGUGCUCGAGUCGCACAUGACGAUUCAGUCGUCUGAUUCGGCAUCUUGUUCUUGUUCCGAGAUCGAGUCCAAGAAGCAGGGUUCGACGAGAAAGAUUACGCCAGCAUCGAUCGAGCUCGUGCUACAGCAAGGCAUGGGUGGAACGAUGGGGACGUUGGAGUACCAAUCCAGAGCGACCGAGGUGCAAUUGGCGUUUGAACGAUGGGUGAUUUCGGGAGAGCGACCGAGUUUGUUGGCGAGAAAAGCGUUUUUGUCCCACGUUCGAGCGUAUGCUACGCACAGCGCCGAGGAGAAGCAGUACUUUAACGUGAGGGCGUUGCACCUAGGACAUCUGGCCAAGGCGUUUGCACUGAGAGAGGCUCCUCGCUCUCUGGGUGCCAAGAGUUCAGCGAUAGGUGCUAGCAGCACACCUGCAAGCUCGCACGAAACGACCAACAAGAAACGCAUGCGCAUCGCACCCGACACUGCCGAGAGCGAUUCCUCGUCCGACUCGUCCGACGACGCAGGCUCAGAUUACGAAUCGCAUUCCAACAAGAAAGGCGACGCAUUUGAACUCGACAAGGCAGCGCUUGCCAAACUCACGGAGAGCAUUGUGGCGAAUGCCGACGGCUCGAAUCGAAGCAAGAAGCUCGCUAGGGAGGCACAGAAAGCAGCAGCAGCUGCAGGAGUGGCGGAUGACAAGGCCAAGCAGACCGACGCCGAGGCGAGGAUGUACGCCAAGGUUAGGGCGUUGGGCAAGAUGAGCAAGAAGCACGGCGUCUUGGGAGCUCACGCUGCGGAUGAGUUUCAAAUUGCCUGA
Molecule: messenger RNA, 2925 nt
Organism: Mycosarcoma maydis (corn smut)
Lineage: Eukaryota; Fungi; Basidiomycota; Ustilaginomycetes; Ustilaginales
Exons: 1
Coding region: 1-2925 (974 amino acids)
Biological process (GO): ribosome biogenesis
Cellular component (GO): nucleus
Molecular function (GO): ATP binding; nucleic acid binding
Source: RefSeq, a predicted model, not a curated record